Fusarium keratoplasticum is the source of this 2019-nucleotide messenger RNA. Its product is annotated as Positive regulator of purine utilization. Gene Ontology annotation, biological process: positive regulation of transcription by RNA polymerase II; DNA-templated transcription. NCBI's taxonomy places the organism in Eukaryota, Fungi, Ascomycota, Sordariomycetes, Hypocreales, Nectriaceae. Gene Ontology annotation, molecular function: DNA-binding transcription factor activity, RNA polymerase II-specific; zinc ion binding; sequence-specific DNA binding. The transcript has 7 exons. The record is from RefSeq and is a predicted model, not a curated record. Bases 46 to 2019 code for a protein of 657 amino acids.
GUUGGACAAGAAUUUCCUUCAUUCCUUUGGUUCUUGGCCCCCGGAAUGCAUAGCACUGGGCAAAAGUCUACCCUUCGAGGGGCUCGAAAAGUGCGUGUUGGUCCAAGAGCACAACUAGCAUGUAUCAACUGCAAGACAAGAAAGCAAAAGUGUGAUAAUCAAGUACCGUCAUGCGCAAAUUGCCAACGCUUUGGCCUCGCUUGCUUCGUCGAAGAUCCUGUGACGGGACGGCACCAGCCCCGUAAUUACGUCGAAACUUUGGAAGCAAGGGUUGGGUUUCUCGAAGAACAGUUACGACGAUCAGUAGGGACUGCUUAUACUCCCCUUGAUGAAACCCGGAGGAUCGAGAACUCGCCUACUUGCUCCCGCACGCCGAGGGACCAGACAGUUGAGGCAGACGAGAGCUCCAGUGAUCUCUCCAACCAAGUCGGAAGGCUUGGCCUGUUGGUGGAUGGAGAAGAACCUCAUUAUUUAGGCUCAUCAUCUGCCUUUUCCUUUUCACGCCUUAUACAUUCCUCUCUUCGCCAGUCCUUGGUGCAAGGCGACCCAAAGCCCCUCGAUUUCCACCUACGGGAUACAGUGGAGCCGUCCCCGUGCUGUCUCCCCGACUAUGAGGUAGCCAUGUCCCUGAGCAAUGCGUAUUUUGAGAACAUUCACCCCCAAUAUCCUUUCUUGCAUGAACCCACAUUUAGGAGAUGGGAAAGAUCACUCAUAGGGCCUAUUGGGCUCGUGGAGGACCUAAGCUUUGGUCCCGUGGCCACGUUUUUCGUCUAUAUGACAUAUGCCAUCGGGGCUCUGCUUCUAGAGAACUCGGGAUCCCUGUCACAGCAAUUAUACGCGUCAGCCCAAGUAUAUAUCGACAACGUCUUGUCUCGCAAUAACCUUGAGACAAUACAGGCCAUUCUGUCCUAUACCAUGUACUCCUUGAGAAGCUCCGUAGGCCCUUCUGUCUGGAAAUUAUCAGGUCUCGCAUUACGCCAAUGCAUUGAACUUGGAUAUCACCGCAGUUCCAAGCGGUUUGGCUCAGUCUCAGACCCUCUCCGGCUUGAAUUGCAAAAGAGGGUCUUUUGGUGUGCCUUUGGCAUCGACUGUGUAGCUGCCCUGACGUUGGGACGUCCCUUGGGCAUUCCUCUGCAAGAGGUUGAUGCUGAGUUGCCGAUGGACAUCGAUGACGCGAACGUAACUGAAACUGGGCUUCUGGCGAGUCCACGGAAUCCCACAAGCGAGGCAUGCACAACAACGUCAACCGCACUACAUGUGUUUCGUCUUCGUCGGAUUUGGGCCCAAAUACAUGGCUCCCUCUAUUCCGACGUCAACGGGGGGAUUGACCAGGCUACCAGAGACCAUAAAAUCAUCAUGUUUCGUGCUCAAAUCGAUGAUUGGCUUGGCUCUGUUCCUCCAAUCCCGACCCGUACUGGUCCCGCCUUAUCCAUCUUCGCAACACAAGACUGGUAUGACCUCAACUACAACGAGACAAUUGUAAUGCUUUACAGGUGCCAGAUUACCGGGAAAGAGGGCGACAGAAAUGGAGAAGUGCUUUUGGAGUGUGCUAAAGCUGCCGCGAGCAUAUGUCUUGGGUAUCGACGACAAUAUAUCGGACGUGCUGUUAACUACACCUGGAGUACCCUACACGUUAUUUUCUCGGCUGGCCUGACCUACCUACACUGUCUUUGGGCCUCGGAUCAAUUGCGUCAAGCGACCAGCAUCACUGAGAUGAGCACUAUUCUCACGAGCUGCACCAUGCUUCUGGUAGUAAUAGCCGAGCGGUGGAAGAAGGCUGCCCCUUACAGAGACAUUUUUGAGGCCUUCUGCAGCCGCACGACCUCGAUGAUGGCAAAUCGGGGCAGCCAACAGCCAUCAUUGCCGCCAUCGAUGGAGCCGAGCUCUGCUGAAACGGAAAGGUUUGCGGAAUGGAUGGCUAACAUCUCGAGCUUGGGGAUGUCUGAGGCGGUGGAUGAUUUGUUAACUGGAUUAAUCACGGAUGUCGAGCCUCAGGAAGAGGCGGAAUACCAUACCUAG